Molecule: messenger RNA, 682 nt
Organism: Temnothorax curvispinosus
Lineage: Eukaryota; Metazoa; Arthropoda; Insecta; Hymenoptera; Formicidae
Product: elongation of very long chain fatty acids protein AAEL008004-like
Exons: 2
Coding region: 152-397 (81 amino acids)
Biological process (GO): fatty acid elongation, saturated fatty acid; very long-chain fatty acid biosynthetic process; fatty acid elongation, monounsaturated fatty acid
Cellular component (GO): endoplasmic reticulum membrane
Molecular function (GO): fatty acid elongase activity
Source: RefSeq, a predicted model, not a curated record
UUUCGUUUUGAGAAAGAAGCAAAGUCAGAUUACUUUUCUUCAUGUUUACCAUCAUACUAUCACGGCUGUCUUCUCGUGGUGCUAUUUGAAAUUCCUGCCUGGUGAACAAGGUGUUAUCAUAGGUUUCUUGAAUUCAUUGGUCCAUGUUAUUAUGUACAGUUAUUAUUUCAUCGCGGCUCUUGGCCCUAAGUACAAAAAGUAUCUCUGGUGGAAGAAAUAUAUGACUUGGAUUCAGCUGGUGCAGUUUGCUUUAAUGUUAGUCUACUUAGUACUAACAUUAAUCUUGGAUUGUCGAACACCAAAAGCUCUAACUUAUUUCUUCACAAUAGUCGUAAUAAUCUUCAUGUACCUAUUUAGUGACUUUUAUCGUCAAGCAUAUAAAAAGAAAAUAACUUAAUUAUGAAUGUUACAUGUUGCAAACAAUCAGUAAAUACAAAAAAAUAAUUUAAAUUUAUUUAUAACUAAAUUUUUUAUACAAAUAAUAAUAAUAAUAUUAUUACGGAAACAUGAAACUAAGUGGCUACAGUCUACAAAGUGUGCAGUAAUGUUCAAAUUGUGUCAUUAAUUUUUUAACAAUAAAAUGAUAGCAAAAGUGUGUAAUAAAUAGAUGUACAUAUAGAUAUAUGUAAAUAAAGAGAAAAUGAGAUUUAUAAUUUAUAGAAUCUCUAUGUAGCUUAUUUUU